CAAACUUAUGCAAAUUUUAAAGUUGUAUUUGUGAUUUGAGGAGACUUCCUUGAGAGAAGUUGUUACUGGUUUAUCUGCACAAAGAAAAACUCUUCUUUUGUGGAGUUUUGGAGUAAUUACGUUAAUUGCCUAAUAGAUUAGUUCACCUUUGUCGAAAAGAAAUUACUUCUCAAAAAACUGUCGCGAGGAAAACCGUACAAACCGAGUUAUUCACGUGUAUACAUGUACUUCUUCUAAAGAGACCUUAUGUCAAAAUAUGCCGGGAAUUGUUGUAUUUAAGCGCCGAUGGAUGGUCGCAAGUGAUGAUUUGGUCAUUCCGUUUGGAAUUGCUUUCGUCCUCAGAGGAUUAUGGAUGAUUGUUUUGUCAGUGUCUGUAGGCAUCUACCAUGGCUUUUAUCACAUGCACCAAGCCGAUAAAGAAGAUAAACAUAUUUGUGAACAGACGUUAGACUAUUUUAUGGGAGGAUAUCUAGCACUUCUUUUUGCAUCAAAUAUUAUGGAACUGUCCAUUGCUUGGAUGAGUGGAAAAGGCUCUAUAAUGGAUACAGAACCUCGAAAUCUCAUACCACAGUUACUUUAUGUUCGUCUUGUCCUGUCAAUUAUUGAGCUGUUAUGGCUGUCAAUAGGAAUCAAAUGGAUAUUUCUUGAUGUUACAAUAUGCGAAUUAACACCAGAAAUAUAUAUUGCAAGAGCCAUUGUUGUGUUCAACUGGCUAUUUUUGUUUUCAGUCAUCAUAAUUGUGUAUUGCGCAUUUGAUUCUGCUGGGAAGCAUUGGGUUCGUUUUCGAGAGGCACAACUUACAGAAGAUAGUGUAGAUGCAUCACACAGCAUUACACGCAAGUAUGAGAAGCGCUGGGAAGGAUGCUUCAAGCGUUGUUGUUGCUGUUCAGGAGUAGGACAAGGAGAUGAAAAUGUCUUCAACUUUAUUGGAAGAAAGCUCGCUGAAUAUUUUCAAGAUCUGGAUGUUGUUCCUUCAGACUUGGCAGCUGGACUUGUUUUGCUAAGAAAGCAGCAAAAACGUCAAGAACACCAAGCCCUUAUAAGAGCAAUAGAAGAGCAGCAAGUCUUAGAUUCUCAGAAAGGUGUUAAAAAAUCAUCUUUACGCUUUCAAAGGACAAACAGUUCGAGAACACUUAACCUCAAAGACAAGAAUGAAUUGCUUCUAUUUAAGGAAGUGGUAUACUACAUGAACUAUGCACUGUCUGCUUAUGGCUGGCCAAUCUAUAUGAAGAGCAAUGUUGCUUGUGGAUGUUGCAAGCUUUUGAAAAGUUUUAGAUGUUGUUAUCCAUGUCGUCAUCCAGAUCCGAGAUCACACAAGUUUGUUGAUAUUGAAAGUGACAACUGCUGCCGUUGUAAUUACUCAGCACUUAAGAGGAUUGCUAACAUUCACAACAGAGAAGCUAUUUUUGUCAGCUAUCACAACAAACUCUUUGAAACACCUUUCUUUGUAAGUGUGGAUCAUCGAAAGAAAGCAGUUGUGGUCACCAUCAGAGGAACUUUAUCGCUUCAGGAUAUCCUAACAGAUUUCACUGUUGAUGCAGAAACAAUACCAAUAGAAGGUGGUGAUACAAACUGGUUUGGACACAAGGGUAUGAUAAAGGUUGCCUUAUACCUCAAGAAGAAACUGGAGGGUGGUAUUCUUGAAAAAGCUUUCAAUUCUGAUCCAGAGAAACACACUGAAUCAUAUCGCCUUAUUCUUGUUGGCCAUUCUCUUGGUGCUGGCACGGCAGCUAUCUUAGCCAUGUUACUUCGACCAACAUACCCUGAUCUCUUCUGUUAUGCCUUCUCACCUCCUGGAGCUACUUUGAGCCUAGAUGCAGCGAAGUAUGUCCGUGAUUUUGUUAUGUCGAUUGUUAUUGGAAAAGACAUGAUUCCUAGAUUAAGUCUUUACACUCUUGAAGAUCUACGAAAUAAGAUAAUGGCCGUGAUUUCAUAUUCCACCACUCCAAAAUGGAAGAUUCUGCGUGGUUGUGUGUGUCGUUCGGCGUUCGUGUGUUGUUACGGAUGUAAGUGCGUCAACUGUGAUGCUCAGUUACGAGAUACCGAGGCGGACUGGGAACACUUUCAGUUACCUAACAACAAGAAUUCCAAGACGCCUACUUUUUACCCUCCCGGGAAAGUCAUUCAUGUUGUCAAAACGGUCUCUGUGCCAGGUCGAUGCGGUCGAAAAGGAACCAUAUACGAACCAGUUUGGGCCGACUUAGAGGACUUCCAGACGAUUCAGAUCUCAGGCCUCAUGUGGGAGGACCAUAUGCCAGAUUUUGUUCUUAAGGCUCUUAAUCAGUGCCUUCCCUCUAAGGAGCAAGAGGAGAGUGUUCUUUCUGCCCCAGAUCCACCAUGCCCUAACACGCUGGAGCUCCCUCCGACUGGUUUUGUGGAACCCAAUCACUUCCUUACGCGAAAUAAUCACACGGGCGCAAGAUCACUGGAAGAAGAGAUUACUGUUCGUGCUGUAGAGGAGGAUAGACUAGAGAGCGUGGCGUCGGCUGAUUCUUUGGCUCUCGAUGUGCAUCACCCAUUAUGGCGGAUAUCUGCCCUCAUUUCAGAAGCACGUAAAGCACCGAUAGCCCGCCCCGAGAGCGGCCUUGAAGAUUCCGAUUUAGAAGAAAGCGCGCCGUCCACGCGCGUGUCCGCUAGCUGGGUAGACUACACUCUUCCUACUGUUCAGCAAAGCACUGAUAACGUUAUAGACAUACAUCCACGUCCUCGCGCGAACACAGACCAUUCCGAUUCACCAGGCUCUGAGAAAACCUCGAAACUACAGGAAAUUGCUAGCAAGGCUACAUCUGCCGGCUCAAUAAGCACAAAACUUGAUUAUAGCCGAGCAAACGACAAUCCGCCCCCGAAACCUCCACGAACAUUCGAGACUGAAAGGUCCGAGGGCAGGCAAAGUUUCCGAUACAAACCGCCGCCGAAACCGCCAAGAACGUUUGAGUACGACUCGCAAAUUCAAGCGAACUUUUCUUCGUCUUUGUACUGGAAUUUCCCUCGUCCGCGAGCCAGGAAGUAUCAGACGCAAUUUUCGUCUUUUGACUUAGACGGAAGUACUCUUUCCUCAGACUCAGUGGAUGGAAGGGAAUCAGAAGAAGUUCUGACUCCUUAUAGUCCACACCGCAAAAAUGGGCCGCAAUAUUUCCGGACCAUAAGCGACCAUGUCGAUAAUCACAGAGGAAAUAAUGACAAAGUUUCUCUCUUCUCCAAGCAAGCCGUGCAUGUUAAUGGCGAGGCUGUCCGAAGACCGAAACCGCGCUCGGUUGAAUCUUCGGGUCCAGAGUCCCGGUUUUCGGUGUCGGACUCGGGUCUUAACAUUUCUCAGGAAGAGGAGUUCCUUCUGGGAUCUGUCAAACCGCGCACUGGGAGACGAAAGAGAAACCCGCUUAAACAAGCCGCAUCAGAGACAUUACACCACGCUAGCUCCAACUUUGAGCGCGCUGAUCAGCCGCUGACCGGUCGACGAACUAAUGCAAACUUUUUGGAGACUACGUUAUAACGGUGGAGUGAGGGAAAGAGGACAAUUACUCUUGCAGUUGUACUAAAAAUGGCUUGCAAUGGCAGCUAGUGCAAGGAAUCUUUGGAAUUGAAGUGACAUAAGCCUGUUUUUAAUAUGAUUUUCGUCGUUUGCUUCCAUGUGCGAGCUUAUAGCUUUCAAGAAAAUUAGUUGAAAUAUUGCCAGAGUAGUCUAAAUAAUAAUCAUAGCGUGUGAUACUGCUUAUUCUUGAAACAGGGAUAGGGUGGGGAGGGCACAAUCUUUAGAAUGAGGUUAUUCACCCGUUCUUUUGAAGGCUGUAGUUUCAGUUCAUUUAAUGUUACCACUGUUCAUGGACAAUUUCAUCGCUGCUGGGCUGUAAAGAAUUAUUGAUUUUUUUUUCGAUCUUGAUUCCCCACGGCCUCGUUGGUAAGGAAAUACUGUGAUUAGAAUACAGCCUUCAAGAGUGCUCUUACUCUAUUUUGUAGAACUUUGAGAUGCGUGCGCUUUAAUUGUGUAUACUUUAAGAAAUACCGUUAUCGACAGUGUAUAUGUAUGAUUAUCGAGACUUAGUUAGAACUGCCGUGCUUAUCAAGUACUUACACCCAAGCAUGGUAGAGCAUGGAACAGAACUAUAUAUAACACUGCCUUGUGUACUAUUCAGUUUUCAGCUAUUUAUUCCAAAAUCGACCAGGGCGGUUUUCAAAUGAGUGUCGAAAGUAAUAAGGUAAUUACUUUGGUUUUGGCAUCACUACGAUUUGAGAUUGA
Messenger RNA from Orbicella faveolata, 4234 nucleotides. Its product is annotated as diacylglycerol lipase-beta-like. Gene Ontology annotation, molecular function: lipase activity. Gene Ontology annotation, biological process: arachidonate metabolic process; diacylglycerol catabolic process. NCBI's taxonomy places the organism in Eukaryota, Metazoa, Cnidaria, Anthozoa, Scleractinia, Merulinidae. The record is from RefSeq and is a predicted model, not a curated record.